This is a messenger RNA of Conger conger (European conger), 2415 nucleotides long. RefSeq names its product calcium/calmodulin-dependent protein kinase type 1D-like. The coding region runs from base 130 to 1482 and encodes 450 amino acids. Gene Ontology annotation, molecular function: calcium/calmodulin-dependent protein kinase activity; calmodulin binding; ATP binding. Gene Ontology annotation, biological process: peptidyl-serine phosphorylation. The record is from RefSeq and is a predicted model, not a curated record. Lineage: Eukaryota; Metazoa; Chordata; Actinopteri; Anguilliformes; Congridae. Gene Ontology annotation, cellular component: intracellular anatomical structure. The transcript has 13 exons.
UCCUCCCGGCAGCUGGUGGAAAUCAUUGAUGUCAACACAAUGACGCUUGGAAAGAUUUAGGCAAUUGAUUUGUAAGCAGUACUAUCAUGAGAGACUGUAGAAAGCUUUAGAGAUACAGGAACAGACAAGAUGGGAACGGAUACAGAUAUCCCUACUGAAAUUAACAUUGGCAUCAUGGGUCGCAAGGAAGAACUUGGUCCCUGGAAGAAGAGCACGGACAACAUCCGCGAUGUGUUUGACUUUGUGGAAGUGCUGGGAUCAGGGGCAUUCUCGGAGGUGUUCAUGGUGAAGGAGAGGGAGACGGGGAAGUGCUUCGCUCUGAAGUGUGUGAAGAAGAAGCACCAGAAGGACAACAACCUGGAGAAUGAGAUCGCCGUGCUGCGGAGGAUUAAGCACGAUAACGUGGUGGGCCUGGAGGACUUCUAUGAAAGUGACACUCAUUAUUACCUCGUCAUGCAGCUUGUUUUGGGCGGUGAGUUGUUUGACCGCAUCCUGGACCGUGGCGUGUAUACGGAGAAGGAUGCCAGCAAGGUGAUUCGACAGGUGCUCCAAGCGGUCGACUACCUGCACCAGAACAGCAUUGUGCACCGUGACCUAAAGCCAGAGAAUCUGCUGUACUACAGCCAAGAUGAGAAUGCCAAAAUUAUGAUCAGUGACUUCGGCCUUUCCAAGAUGGACGACCUCUGCGCCAUGUCCACUGCCUGUGGCACACCAGGAUAUGUGGCUCCUGAAGUACUGGCUCAGAAGCCUUAUGGCAAAGCUGUGGACUGCUGGUCUAUUGGAGUCAUCACAUAUAUCCUGUUGUGUGGGUACCCCCCUUUCUACGAGGACACAGAGGCUGAGCUCUUCUCUAAGAUCAUGAAGGCACAGUAUGAGUUUGACUCGCCCUUCUGGGACAACAUCUCGCAGUCUGCCAAGGACUUCAUCCGCAACAUGAUGCAGAAAAACCCCAACAUGCGCUACACCACUGAGGAGGCCCUCAGACACCCAUGGAUAAUUGGGCAUACAGCCAGGAGCCAGGAUAUCUACUAUUCUGUCAGUGUGCAGAUCCAGAAGAACUUCGCCAGGUCCAAGUGGAGACAAGCCAUCAAUGCCACGGUAGCCAUCAACCACAUGAGAAAACUAAAGAUGGCCAGUUCUGAGGCCUGCAUCAAACAGAAGGAGGGGUCUGAUUCAGCCAUCCACACCAUUGGUGCCCACUCCUCUGGCCCCGCCCAUGAUAACCCAGUUCCCAAGCACCAGGAGGACCAUGGGAAAGUGCAGACGGCUGACGUGGCUCCAUUGCCCAACGCCAGCGAGCCCAAGAGCCAGAGGACCUGCGUUAGCAAGCCGGUGCACGCCAACACUAUCGGAGAGACAAGCAGGGCCUCCCACCGCUUUGAGCUGGACUCCCAUGCCAUGGCCAAAAGCUGUGAGUCCAUCACCAAGUCUGCCAACAGGCAGGGCCAGGCCCUCCAGACUGGGGUGUGCUCCGUCAUGUGAACCAGCCCAGCUGCCUGCAUCAUGGGGGCUUUAGAGGUCAGACUGUUCCAACGGUGGGAGCCGGAAUGGCGUCUGUGCCAGCUGCCCGGGCAAGCCUGUGCCACUUAGUCAGGGGCUGUUUCCAUGGGGAUGGUCUAUCCGGAGGUGAAGGUCUGAGCCCAAAGGGUUUCAGGGGAGUGCCAAGACACACACACACACACACACACACUCACCCACUCCAUGUGUAUGGAGUUACAGACCCUUUGAAGUUGGUAACAGUGUAAAAGUGGUCUAGUGCCCUCUUGGAGUGAUCCCACUCCUGACUCCUUGUAUUUGAACACAAUGGUCCACAUUUCUUUUGUAUCAAUGUUACUAUAUUGACGCUAAAGCUCUAGGUAUUAAUACCAAAUGAUUUUAUAAUACAGUACAUUUUUCUGUGCACAUUCUCGAGUUGACAAUGUGUAUGUUGUGCUGCGCUUUGAUCAGUGAAUUGGACCUCCACACCAAUAGACCGACAGCAUACAUUAUAUUUAUAAUAAGCAAAGUGAUGUAUUAUUUUCCUGCUUUCGAGCAUUUUACAUGGACAGUAGCCAGACAGUAAAAUCUAUACUUUCUUACGCUAUGAACUGAAUAUGGGGAUUUUGAUAUUAUCCGAUCCUCAGUUCCUCUUGUAAUGCAGCUAGAGCUGUGUGUGUGGUUAAACUGCAUGGCCGCUGCAUUGUAGAGGUGGUCUGCUGAGGUUCAGAGGGGUGCUGCCAUUUUACCUGCCUGCUCACAUCUUGAAACUACUGUUAAAGAGAUUAUACACAGCAGUUUGCGUUCUGAGGGGCUCCUACGGCCGUUUCAGUGCUGCCCCCAUCAGAACUGUGCAGUGAUAGCCUGUGUCUGUAUUGUGAGAAUAUCAUAUGAAUUGUUUUUCUUUUGCAUUACCAAUAAAUACCUGAGUAUACACAG